Torulaspora globosa is the source of this 2331-nucleotide messenger RNA. It is a transcript of the gene CDC13, whose product is annotated as telomere-binding protein CDC13. NCBI's taxonomy places the organism in Eukaryota, Fungi, Ascomycota, Saccharomycetes, Saccharomycetales, Saccharomycetaceae. The coding region runs from base 1 to 2331 and encodes 776 amino acids. Gene Ontology annotation, biological process: telomere maintenance. Gene Ontology annotation, cellular component: chromosome, telomeric region. The transcript has a single exon. The record is from RefSeq and is a predicted model, not a curated record. Gene Ontology annotation, molecular function: DNA binding.
AUGGGACAUGAUUUCAAGUUCAUCACUUCGACAGCAGCAUACGAUAGCUUCCCGCAAGGCAAAUGCAUUCCAAUCGAGUUCAUUGCGCUUCUGACGUCAAUCAGCUUUAGGGACACCCAUUUUCUGCUUGAGCUGCAAAAUUUUGCCAAUGGCGAACCGGAUACUAUUCCCUAUGUGGUGAGGAUGAGGUGCAACAACGAUGAUUCGAAAAAACUAGCCAAGAUGACAAUAACACUACUCUUUCAGCUGUUUGGGAUUGACACACCAGAGAGGAUACUCGAUGGGAGUUUUCAGCCUGAAAACCUUCACUGGGAGAACUUAACUUUUGUGAACUGCAAAUGUCUCUAUAGGUCAAGUGACAUGAGAUACAGCGUGGUACUGGAUGAUAUCAAGCCAUUGAAAACAAGUGCUGUGCUAGAUGCGGCGUUGAACCAGCGUCGAACUUUGCAGGGCCAAGUCAUUUUUCAAAUCUUUCAAAACUUGCUCCUGAUGGACCAGAAGCCCUCACAGUUUAAGUUUGCUCGCUUGAACAGUUAUAACAUUGAUUUCGUCAAGAGCAUUGAGAAAAUAAAAGCCUUAGGCAAAGAGUCGACAAAGGCAGCUGCAUCGAGCAACCCUCUGUUUGUAGCAAGCCAUUUGCGCUCACCUGUCGAAUCCCAAAACGAAUUCGACUCGCAGCUCAUGGGUAACGGGGGCAGUCUCGAUACGCUCGGUUUCGAUCCGAUCGAAGAGUCGCAAUCUUCUGUGGACUCUUGCCCUUCUCAGCAACCGACCAAGCGCCUCAAGCCAAGCAGCUCAACUUUGCAGCCUAACGCGAGCGCAGCGGUCGCAUUAGGGUCAAAGUUGAAACUUGUGGGGCGAAUGGUCGGCAUGUUUCCUUACUCGGACGUCAAAAGCCCAUUGCAAAUAUACUUUGUCCCAUGCGACUGGCCCUCUCUGGAAGAUACCAAUCUGGUCCCCGAUGUUAACUGCUUAGAGUUGAUUGUGGAGGCUGGUUCUAGGCUACAUGAGCUGUUUACUGAGGUUCACAAGCGUCCGGCCCGCUUUACAGACAUUCUUAAACAAGAAAGCCUCCCCAUCGAGAUCGUCCGAACCAAAUGGAAGCUUCGGGAUGAGCUGCACUCAAGCUAUUGGGCGCUCAGACACAUAGAACAGGAACAGGAGAUGCUAACAAGGAUACAGAGGCUUCCUGCUCCGUCUUCUCGAUCCCCCAGGGAUCCUUUUGUUCUAUUCAAAGAACUUGUCCUUGAUAAAGCCGGAGACGCCAGCUACGUCCGGAUGAUUGCUUUGCUUGUGUCGUGUACCUUCGAGCCGUCCGACUAUGUAGGCAUGAUCUUUACCGAUUUCACCCAAAAUCCCAACAUGAACCAAAAGACGCCCCUAGAUCCCUACUUGAUUGACUUCGACAACAGGCUGCAAGAGCACGAGGGCAUCCGUGUAUUCUUCUACCGGAACAAUUUCGGUGAGUUCGACAGAAAGCUCAAGCGCAUAUACGGCUACUCGCUCGAGAAUAUGUUUCAACCCAAGGAACCGGGCGUGAAAGCAGGCAAUGUGACCCACAAAGGCAUAGUAUGCAAGCUGUUACUGAAGGUCCGGAGGUACGACGGCAAAUUGAACGCCAUAGUGCGGGCAUGCGAGCCGCUAACCACAGACUACAACUUGCGUUACGAGGACGAGCGGACCCACUUAAAUCGGUUCUUCCGCGUUGCAUUGGAACGUCUGAAUUGGGACUCCAUCAGCCGGUUCAAGGGCUCCUACGCCAAGUGUUUCCCGCCUCUGCCCGAUUGCAUUGAAGAACUCUCGGGGCCGCAGCCGCUACCAAACGUGCUCCAGAUCGACAACAUCGCCGAUUACGAAGUGGAAACCGCUUCAGACAUAGCACAACUGAACCAGGUACAGCACGAAACCCGUACCCUGUACUGUGUGGAGGGCCAGGUACUGGCCCUCCAACACGGCGACAGCGAUGCCUUCCUCGAGAUUCUGAUCACGAACGAUGUCAUAUCGACGAACUACGUAGACCCGACACGCAUCUUGCGCAUUGCGAUCCCCGGCGGCGACAGCCUGCGAUUUUUCUUCAGCGCCAGCGACACUUCUCACCAGCACAUCCGAAAUCUACAUAAUUUGGUCGUAGGCGAGGAAUUGUGUUUCCGCAUCUUACGGCGAGCAAUGAGGAUCACUGGCUUUCAAGACAAAAUCGCAAUGGCGAUGAUCUGGUGCCCGAUGGAGUGUACAUUAGAAGAGCUGAGAUCACAAACUAUCCAUAGUUCGCAGCGCAAACUGGAGGAACAAGACAGCGUCGAGGCGUUUCAAGUCAAGACCGAGACAGGUUAG